Acanthoscelides obtectus is the source of this 974-nucleotide messenger RNA. Lineage: Eukaryota; Metazoa; Arthropoda; Insecta; Coleoptera; Chrysomelidae. The record is from the annotation of a GenBank genome assembly.
CGGACAAAUAGUAAUACACAGUUUAGCAUAGGUUCUUUCACACUUCCCGGACACGGGUGAAUCCCCGUCCGGGCAUACAAAACGCCCGGAUGUCCCCGCUAGGACUCACGGAGCUCGAACGGGUAAUCGCCCGGAAUAUGCCCUAGCGGACUACAGUGUGCCAUGAAUGCAUUCACAUGAUCCGGGUGUUUAAUCGUCCGAUUGGUUUAUACUUGUUUGCAGUCCAGUAGCGUGUAGUCCGUUGUCGAACGAAGACCGUGUGUACUCUGCAGUGUAGCUACGAGCAUUUGAUCAUGUCGAAAGAAGUAGAACAAAUAGAUUCUGAAAUCCUGAUUAGUUUAGUUCAGGAUAAACCAGAAAUCUGGGACAAAGCUGCCGAGGAUUACAAAAAUCGCAACAAAAAAACAGAAGCGUGGAGAAGUAUUUGUGCCCAGUUGAAGGAACAUUUUGAAAAUUUGAGUGACGGGGAAAGAAAAGAAUUUGGUCAACUAGUUCUUAAAAGGUGGAAUAAUAUCAGAGACCAGUGGCUUAAAUGGAGGAAUCGAGACAAAAACUCGAAAAAAUCAGGAGCAGCUGCAUCAAAACUGCGAAAGUAUUUGUAUCACGAACAACUAAAUUUUCUAGAGCAAGGCUUAUAUCACCGGUCAACUGAUGCAAGCAUGGCCUAUGAGCACUCAGAUGAAGCAGAAAGUCAGCAGCAAACUGAAGAGCUCCAGUCAGCAGAAGAUCAAGGGACGGCGACUCCGGAUGCAACUAAGCAGACUUCGCAAACUCCAACUGCAAAAAUCCCUUCCGUGAAGACCACAUCUGUGCAACAGUCAACGAGGAAGAGGAAGCGAACCCUCGACGAAUUUGAGCUAAGGAUGCUUAAAUCGGUAGAGGCAGGAGACCAAGAGGACCGUCAUAUGCAAUUUUUUAAGGGCAUUCUUCCAUCUGUUCAAAAGUUCACAGACAACCAGGUUGUAGAUUUUUAG